CAAGGGGUUUGAAAGUCCAUUUGGCGCUUCAAACCCCAACACAACUACAGGCUGCAAGCAAGUGCACAUUCAACUCAUUCCGUCAACCUCUGAUUUUAGUCCUUUUCAUUGGCACAACCGCCACCGCAGCAUCUACUCCUAUUUUCGUUUUCCUACCUGACCUGACAGUUUAAGAUCACCGUAAUUUCUGGUAAGUAAAUUUGCGUAGUGGAAUGUUUAUGGCGCCAAACGCAAGUUUUGGCGCCAACAUCUUUCAGCAAAACAUUAAGUUUUUAAGGCAACCGAGCCAAAAAUGUUUUCUUUGAAUUGAAAUGAGACGUAAACUUGGCCUUACCUGUAAUCGAGAGCCUUUUUCUCUUCUUAGUUUGAUAUAUUGAAGUCGUAAGAUUUGGAUCGCGCGUUCGACAAUGGAUAACCCCCCGACCAAAGUAAACCUUGAAGACAGCGGCUGUGUGGUCGAUGGAUUACGAAGUGCUCUUUUGGAUGGCAACGUGGAAGACCAAAAUUUAAUGGUACGUCGUGUUCAAUCACAAAUUUCUCGCUAUUUCGCGAUUGAUACCCAACUUCAUAGUUGUAUGUAACUCUUCUUAAAUGAGCACGCGGUGUUCCCUCGUGGAAUCGACAUGGCGUAAAUUAAUACUUCGAUCAAAGCUUUACUUUACCUAGCUCAACAUCAGUUUUUUAGACGAGUUUCUGUAAGCCAUAAGAAUAACUGCAUUUUUUUUAAAGAUUUUUAAAAGAUAUUUCGUCUUUGCCAUGGCCACUUUAGUCUCUCUCCGUUUGAUAUAUAUGCAUAUAUUAUCUAGUAAUUGUUCUUUGACGUCACUGCUCCCUGAAGGCUACGAUUCAACGCACGUGUGUGCUUUAGUGAAUAGUAACAGUUUUAGAAGGGCAUUUUGCCGAAAGUUAUCAAGAUGACUUCGGUAAGUACGUAUGGAGAGUGCUUUCGGUGUCGGAUUUUUUGUAUUGAUGCUCUGGCAAAGUGUGAAAAUUAUGUUGUCGACUUUGUUAUUUGAGUAAGAUAAGAAUGGAGUAGUUCCACCAUGUCGACCUUUACCGAUUACUUCUCAAAUUUGUUCUGGUUUUGUUUUUUCCUUACUUGUCUAAAUCCAAAAGCAAUUUUAAAAAGUUUCGUUUAAAACAAUUAUCCCCGGUCAAAUCGAAACUCUUCCUCAAAGUUGAAAAAAUCGAACGCUUUUCUCGCGUGAAUCCCGCCUUUCUUGGGCAAGGCGAGCUUAUUGUCCUUUUCCUUUGGCAAAGCCGGGCUUAUUGUCCUUUUUCUUUGUGCGUAUUAGAAAUUGCAAGAAUGCUGUAUUUUAUAGACUAACGAUUUUAACACGAUUUUAACACGAUGUUGCCACAAGGGCUUGACUAUAUUGGUUACGAUAAUUUGUGCGUUUGAUUUGAUCACCGUAGUAAUGUUUGUACAACAACUGCGCACUAUGUCCGCGUGUGUACAUGAUAAUAUGAAUAGUUAAUGAUGCUAUUGUGGCUUGUUCGCGAAAUAGUGGCUAGGCUUCGCGUCUACGAGAGCUCUCUUUCCUGGACAAAAAAAAUAUACAAUAGCAAACCGGAAAACAAACAAGGAAAUUGUCAAAAUUUUUUGUAAUACUGUAGAACUGUCUAUUUUACGUCAUUUACACAUGACUACACACGUCUCGCCACAUUCGAAAUUCCAGUAAUAUUCGGUAUUUUGGUUUGUAAUGCUUUUAAAUAUCGGCAAUGACAGCAGAGACAGGCGAUCCCGUAGCUGUACCAAAAACCUGCCGAUAGUAGGUGCCGUUGUAUGUAAAUUGCGUGAUUUUGAGGCAAAAAGACAGCAGAUGAAUUAUAUCCUCCACGGACAAAGAAGUUCUUUGUCCCAAGGACGCGUCUCCUUUGAGUCUCUCCUCCGCAACUUUAACGACAAGGUCAAUGGGGAUUUUGGGGAACAGCAAAACAAUGUCAAAAGAUGCCAAUUUGUCACCAGCAUUAAGAAUUUUAUCCCUCGUGAAAUCUGCAAAUUUGCAGGAAUUUUUGAUAGUAUAAUCAGUAUUCCUAACAGGUGACAAAAUUCUCCUAAGAUAACUAGAAAUUACAGAAGUCUGAGAAUUAAUAAAAGAGACCAUGGGUCUCAAUAGAAUUCCUGAUUCAUAAAUUUUAGGUAAACCAUAAAAACGUGGACAGAAGCUGUGUAACAAAGUCUCAAGAAAUUAAUUGACAUUUAAAAAGAUGCCCACUAUUUUUGUUGAAAUAGUAUUCAUGGCCCAUUUCAAUGUACUUUACCAAAAGUCAAACAUCCUGUGUUUUUGAAAUAAAAAACGUUGAAAGUAGGUUCCCAAGGUCUUUGGGCAAGGACUGAAAAAAUGUUCUCCAUAGGAUUUGAAAUCCUAGGGCUUGCAUGGUGUCUUAUUUAAAUAGUUCGAAUUAUGUUUUUUUUUUUCUUGAACUGAAGCUUGAUCAUUUGGAGAUGUCUGGGGUGAAUGAGUCCAAGUCAAGUUUAAAGGAUGAAACUCCAGUCCAGAAGAAGAAGAGAUUUCAUGUUUUUGUGGCCAAAUGGGAAGAGUCACCAGAGUACAACAAGUGUUAUGAAAUUUGGGAAAAACACAGCUUGUCAAUUAUCCUGGUGUGCGUAACAGUUCUUUUACUCAUCUACAGCAUCGUUGCCAUUGCUCAUAGUGGAUUUGACAAAGCUAAGUCCUUGUUUGGACUUACCAUGUUUUUGUGGUUUUGCAUGACGUACAUGUUCAUAAGUAAGCACUGUGGAGCAGAAAUCUAUCAAGUGGUUUUGAAGCCAAUUGCUGAGGCAUUCAGCAGUAGAUGGCAUUAUUUGAAAUGGUGAGUGGACAUCGUUCUAGAGCAGGAGUAUGUUGUUAUGUAAAGGAUUUUUUAGGAAAUGUUUGUCUAUGUACUUUUAAUCUUUGUCAGGGAGUACUGAGUAAAUGAGAAGAGUGGUUAAGUUUUAAUGUUUGUAUCCACUCCUUUUAUGAAGCUUUUUGACAACCAGUAGCAUCACAUGUGUAGCUCUGGAGGUUAACAUUGAAAACUAACACAUGGUGAACUCUACAGCAAGAGUUCCAUUGGUAAUCCUGACUGGGUCACUGGUGCAGUGCUCCUGUGUAAGGCGCUUGCGUGUAUCUAUCACAGAGCCUAUAAUAAAAGUAUUUUUUCUAGCACAAAUAAAAAGUAUCAGUAAAUUGUCAUGGGACCUUGAAUAAAUUCCUUGCUGUGGAAUUCUACUGUAUGAUUCAUUGCGUUUACAUACAGUUUAUAGCACCGCUGACAAUAUACAGAGGGCACAGUUUCCCAUGCCACGUGCAUAGUUUGAGCGUGACUUACAGGACUUUUUGCUGUUUUUUUACCGAGUUAGUUUUAGCGAAGGAUCUUAGGCUGUGUAAGAAGCAAUAACUUCGAAUUGUUGCCGGAUAGACCCUCAUUUGUUAUUUGUUUUUAUUAUCCUGUACAAGAAUACAAGGAAUCAGAUGCAUAGAAGUUGUUGUGUCUUAUUUAUUCUGCCAAGUGUAGCUGGCCCUUACAUCUACACUGUUGGACUAACAUAGGGCGCCAAAGCAAAAAUUGUGUGGAUAUCCAAGAUUUGUUAAAACAUGAGUCAUAAUUGCUUCAACCUUGUAAAGAACUUUCACUUAAAUCUCUUAAUAAAAGACAAAGAAAUUAAGAUUGAAUGACCCAUUCUCAGAACAAAUGAUUUCUUUUCUAGGGUUCUUUUGGUUAUUGUGUUGGUAUUACUUGGAGUAUUUUUCGGAUUGGACACUGCUAAGAAACCUGAGCGUUUUAUUUCCCUUGCUGGAUUGCUUGUGAACAUUCUCUUCUGUUGGAUUUUCUCAAAACACCCAAGAAAGGUAAAUUCCAUCCUCUUUUUCAAAUUCUUUGGCUGAACAUCCACUAGAAGUAAUCAUCAUUCAGUACAUAUGCAAAUCCUCAAAUAAGUAAUGAGUUUAUUUCAAAUUUAGGAUGAGUGGGGUGCACUUUGAGUUGGGUGGCUGGAAAUGGUCAGGGGGGAAAAAUCCUCGAGGUAUGGGACACCUAUGGCUGUGGAAACCAUUAUGGAUAGCCUCUAAAUAUUUCCCCAAGUCAUGGAAGACACAUGUUUGUUUGUUUGUUUUUCAUUUAUUAUUAUUAUUUUGAUACAGCAUUUGCAUGAAAACUUGAAUAAACUGCAUGUGUAGUAAUGGUGAGGUCUGUUAUUGAUAUUCAAUCGCUGUGUAAAGAGCAAUUAAACAUGAGGAAUUCUUUACAUCCUUUUUUCUCUCAUUACUUGUCAGAUUAACACUGGGGAAAGAGAGGGGGGAUCACUGUAAGUAGACUUAAGAAUUGUUUACCAAUUGUUUUUCAACUCUCCAUUCUUCAUUGCUAGGUUAAGUGGCGACCAGUUAUCUGGGGACUUGCUUUACAGUUUGUGUUUGGCUUGCUUAUUCUUCGUACCAAAUUUGGUUUUGAAGCUUUCAAAGGUGCAGGAAAUCAAGUGACAGCAUUCUUGGAUUACACCAGUGUUGGGGCUGCAUUUGUGUUUGGAGAAGGCUACAGAGAACAUUUCUUUGCCUUCCAGGUAUACAUUAAUGUGCUUUAUUGUAGACGACAUUCAGCUGUUUGCUAAGUGAUAACUGUUUACUUAUGGUUAGUUUAUUGGAGAGGAUACAUCAGUCAAACCCUUACCUCCUAGACACUAUUUAGGGGCUAAUUUUCCAAUAUACUAGGCCAAAAUUAUCAUAUGGAGGCCAAGUGUAGAACAGAACUUUGCCACCUUAUGGAAAAGGGAGAAAGAUUGCAAGUGUGUGUUUUGGAUUAACCCUUGAAGUCCCAGAAGUGAUUAACAUGUAAUUUCUCCCUAUAUUAUCCAUACACUAUCCUACAAACAGGUAAUGAGAAUACUCAAACUUAUCAGGUAGAAGUUUUCUCUUGAUUUAACAACAAAUUCUUGUUACUAAUUUACAAGGAAAUGUGUAGAAGCUGGAGGGGAGAAUUAACAAUCAGAUCCUGGCAGUUAAAGGGUCAAGGCUCUUAUUUUAAGCCUUUGUAGUUUAUUACACCUGCACUAUCAACUGGGUUACACAAAAGCAACUUUUUAAGGGGUUCUUUUUUUUCCUGCAAAGGAUUCUGAUAAGAAAUAGCAUACUUGAAGUAAAUUAUAGUUGUUUGACCUGUGGUUAAAAUAACGUGAUGAAUUGAUAUUUUUCUACAUUUGAUGUUGUUAGAGAAACUGAAGUCUAAAAAAUUUUUUAAUUUUUUUAAUCAACAGGUGCUGCCCAUUAUUAUUUUCUUCAGUUCAGUUAUCUCACUGUGUUAUUAUAUUGGUAUCAUGCAAGUGGUUAUCAAGAAAAUUGCGUGGCUUAUGCAGAAAACAAUGAAGACAAGUGGUGUGGAGAGUUUGAAUGCUGCUGGAAAUAUCUUUAUUGGACAGGUACUGUACAUGUGUAAUCUAAUUUAUAAACUCUCUGAUCCUUGAAUCUGGUUGGUACCAUUUAAUUCACUGCUAGGUGGCCAAGAAGACAAUAUUGAUUGACUUGUACUUCACAUUCACCACCGUCAUCUUUUCAGAAAAAAUUCUCUCACUUAAAAAUCUCUAGGAAAAAAUCUUGAGGUACUCUACCAUUCUUUGUGUAUUUGAUGCAUGGGUAUUAAACCAUCAGAACUUAAGUGCAAUAUAUCUCUUGAGGCAGACAAGAAGGUUCUUUAGAAAAUGAACUUAGAGAGUGAAGGAUUCCUCAACUUGGAAAUAUUUGAAUAUUCAUUCUUGUGUUCUGUUUUUGUUUUGUUCUAUGUAGACUGAAGCACCCCUUAUGGUUAGACCAUUUCUUGAACAUGUCACAAUGUCAGAGCUUCAUGCAAUAAUGACAGGUGGAUUUGCAACCAUUGCAGGAAGUGUAUUGGCAGCUUACAUUGAGUAUGGUGUAUCAGCCUCUCAUUUGUUGAGUGCAUCUGUGAUGUCUGCACCAGCUGCUCUUGCCAUUUCAAAGCUAAUGUACCCAGAAACAGAAAUUCCAGAAACUCUUGAUGACGAAAAUAUUGAACUGCCCAAAGGGUAAGCCAAAUGAAUAGUGGUGUCUGAUUCAGGGUUGAAGGGAUUUUUUAGUAACUAGACUUUGAUACAAAGUCACAGUGCAAUGUCAUGCUUCCAUAUUGAAACACUAAGAAUAGUAUGGGUGCUUUUCAAAGUAAAAGGUGAAAUGUGCUAGUUGCCAGCUCAGCUUGACAACCCUUUCAAUUUUGACCACAUUUUGAGGCAAGCUAUGAAACUUUGUGUUAGGUGCUUGUGGUUUUAUGUUUUGACUUUCUGCAUAAUCCUCUUGGUUGGGUGUUUUACUGAAUAUUUGUUCCACUCCUGUUCAUGGAUCUUUGACUUUGUCUCAUAGAAAUGAAAGGAAUAUUAUUGAAGCAGCUGCCAAAGGUGCCAGUACUGCUAUUGCUCUUGUUGCCAACAUUGCAGCCAAUCUGAUUGCUUUCCUUGCCUUUUUGGCAUUUUUCAAUGGAGUCUUGUCAUGGCUUGGAUCAAUGGUUGGAAAACCAGAACUUAGUUUUGAGGUAUUUAUUAGGUCAGAAUUUUCCAGUACCUUGAAGUGAUUUCAUUUUAUCUUGACUUUUGUAAGUGAUUGAAUAAACCAGAAAUCAGUAUACAUAGUCAAAGAAAUCUAUUUGAAUGCACAAUGAAUCAAAAAGUCAGAGCAGAAUGUUCUUGUUCGUGAAUGUUAUGGAGCCUUUCGUGACUUGCAACAAGGUUGGAAAGUGAGUACUCAAGGCUUAAAUAUUCUACAACCUCAAAGUGAUUUUAUGUUAAAGGUGUAAACAGAAAUCAGUGAAGAAUUUCCCUUCAUUGGAAGGGAUACAUGUAGGUUUAAGCAUUAAAGCUGUGCUUGUAGAAAACUUUGUGAGCCUCCAACUCUAGGAAGCUUUAUAUUGGCUUAAAAGGAAAGGUGUAAAAAACACCAGAGGAUUUGUCUUCUUGUCUUUCAGUAUAUUUGUUCAUAUGUACUACGACCAGUUGCCUUUAUCAUGGGUGUUCCUUGGGAAGAUUCAGAUGUUGUUGCAGAGCUUCUUGGUAUUAAAACAUUCCUAAAUGAGUUUGUGGCUUAUACACGGCUUGCUGGGUUUAUUGAUAACCGAAUAAAAAUGAAUGGCUUGCGCACCAUUUCGGUGAGUGUUAUAUAACAAGAUGUACACAGAAUGAAGUUGUCUACUGUUAAGUUAAAGUUGUAUGGUUCUUAUAUGUUGUAAGAGAUGAUGGAAGCUUCAUAAUCAAAACAUUUAGAUAUAUGAAUGGUAUUACCGUUCUUUCAAAGCUGUCUUCCUGCUUUGCUGUCUUUAAAAGGAAUGCCAUAAAGAAAAACAAUUGUUUAAAUGUACUUGUAGAUGAUGAACUUAACAUACUGAGUGCAAAACAAUGAAUAUGGAAGGUGUUUGGUAUAGUUUAGACAGACAGCUGCCUUAGAUAGGUAUAAUGUAGUGUUGCAAUGAAAAUAGCUUAGUAGAACAGAUUGUACAUCUUUCAUAUAAGUUGUUAUGAAUUGUACUACAAUUCUCAGCAUGCAAAAUUUGUCUCCUGCCUGUGCAUUUGAACAGUUGUUUUUAUUUUAGUGGCUGCAUUCCUUCAAGUAAAACUCAGUGAAUUUUGGUUUUGUGUAAAUGCAUGAUAUUAAUUUAUUUUCAUACUUAGGAUCAUAGCAGUGUCAAAGACAUAUAGUCAAGAGUUCCUUUUGAGCUUUACACAGUCAUAUUUAGAUUUACAGUUGGUAGUAUUUUGUCAAAAUUUUAUUUUCUUGAAUGGUUUAAAUGGGAUCAUAGUUUUGGUUUUAAAUGUUAGCUGGCUUUAGUUGAACAGGUUCCAGCACCCAUCAACCAGUCUUUGCAUGUUAUGGCAACUGUCACCAUAAUCCAUUGAUGGAUGCGGAAAAAAAAAGACAAUUGUGUCAUAAACUCAAGCUUGAAGUUGGCAAAUGUUCACUUAACUGCAUUCUUGACAUAAUCUUAGUGCAUGUGCCCAUGAAAAUGGAAAGAAAUUAAAUGCUGUGAUGCAUGUUCCAUUCUCCCAUCAGCUAACAAAACAUUCCCCUUGAUAUGAACUAAUGGCUGUGUUGUAAACAUAGGGUUAUAGUUUGCAAUUGCAAACUUAACAGCAUUCUUGUCAUAAUCUCAUUAUAUGUUUAUUAAAAUGUUGAGGAAAACAAUUCUUAAAUCAGAUAAACAGCUUGUUUUCUUUGAUGUAAUCACUCAAACCCACUUUGUGUUAAUUAUUUUAACAUAUCACGUGUUCAGUAUGCAAUGUCUGCAAAAACACUAAACCUGAAGAUUCACAAUUCAACUUCUAAUUUAUCAUGUAUUCCAAACUUAAUAUGGGUUGUAAUGCAUACACUAACUGUUCAUACUGGCCUUUCUUACAACAUUCUUGUCUCUUUUAUAAUAACUUUGUUUAGAAUUUGAAAGUUUUUAAACUUUUGCUUACUGGAUCUUUUUGCAUUUUUAUUUAUAACUUUUCAUGAUCAAAUUAAAAUCUUACAUGAAAGCAUUAAAUUUACAACAUAAUUGCCCAGUAACUUAUUUCUUGGGCUAAGGGUAAGUGAAAACCAUGUAGAAUCAUUAACACUUGAUCUUUCAAAAAGACUGUCAAAUAUUACAGCUAGAUGUACAUGUUGGUGAAUUUCAGGUCUUUUAAAAUGUGUUUUUUUCUCCACUCUUGAAUUUUUGUUUUACUUAAUUUCCAAUCAAACUUACAGUGCACUAAAAUUGUAAAUUUGCUUCACCUUUGUAUUUGUUAUUAGAGAAAGUUUGCAUUUUAAUAUCAAGAAAUCUAAGACUAAAAAAUGGAAUGUCUAAAGUUGCCUUUGUUUUGCUCUGUCAUGUGUUUUUUUUUUUUUAACACUUAACAUUCAUUUUAAAUCAUUGGUAGGGCAGUCUCAAAAGACAAAUUUUCCUAAAGACAUGUUUGCCUUUUGUUAUAAAGAAUGUUUACUGCCAUUGUCACCAUACUUCUUAAACAUAAUACACUGACUGCAAACUUAUUAUUUCUCUCUGUUCUUGGAAUUAAUUUGUAUGUCAAAUGAGUAAAUAACACAUUUUAGAUUGUUCUACUUACUUAAUACUAAAUGCACCGAAUAAUGGGCUCCUGACUGACUUCAGUUUUUCUCAAAAUGAAUAACAUGAAUAUAAUAUCUGAGAUUUUCUCACCCUGAAGACAAUUCUAAAGAAAAUCUUACAACUGUUUAAUAUGCUUGAUCAAACAUCUAAAAUAUGAUAACUUAGAUUUACCAAUUAAAGGCUUGUAAUUUAACACACAUGCAUGAAAUAAAAAAUGUUACAUUUUCCCUUUUCUAUAGCUCCUGAUUAAACAGUCUCCCAAAUAGAUUCAGUAAAUAUUUUUAAAAAUGUUAAUUGAAAUUUCACCUUUGUUUCUUUGUUUUUUGUUUUAGUUUUUAUAAUUACCAUUUUCUUUAAACCCUUAAGGCUAGAUUUAACCGUAGAAGAAUGAAAUUGUAGUUUUUUGUUAAAUGAACUUGAAUCCAUCAAGUGCACUCUCAUUAUUGAAUGAGCUUCAACCCUUUGCCAUCCCUAUUGUGAAAACUUCUUGUUUGACCAAUGAAGACUAACCUUUAAACAUUAACAAUUCCAGUGGUUCCCCUGAGGAUCAAUUUGAAAAUUUGUAAACUCCAUAAAUACGUACAGUAUUUGAAAGAUAACAUGAAGAUAAUGUGGUCACGGGGAAAUAGAAGCUUUAAUCAAUUUUUAUGAAUAGGAUUCUUAUUUGGUGUAAAAAAUUAAUUCCUGAUUUCUAUUGUUUCUAAACCUGUAACAUUAUUUUUGACCAUGAAUAACCCACGACAGAGUAAAAGGUACUCAAAGAGAUAAAUUUCAAUUUAGGUUCUUUUUGUUGUGUAAUAAUUGCCUCUGAAUCUUUCUAUUUUCUUCAUUGCUUAUCAAUAUUUCCAAAGUGUUGAAUAAAUGAUAAAACCUCAUUUAACAAUAGUAACAUCAAUUACUGAUUACUCAGAUUUGUGUGGAUUUGUGAAAUUUGAAAAGUACGCUAAGUGAAAUGUUUUAGUUAAGCAAAGUUCAACAUAACAUUUCAAGGAGGUUUAAACUUCAGAUCUUAUUUUUUUAAUUAAUAAUUUAAAUCAGAACAAUACAAUGGUAACCCAGAAAUUGACACUGGGAAAAUAAUCUUUUAAUCUUAUUUCUGCUUGCUGCCCUUAGAAAUUACAUACGAAUUAGAGGUUAAUUUCGACACUUACAACCUGUUAACCUAUCUUAUAACAGCUAAAACAGGAAAUAAAAAAAUCAUGUGAAAUUCUCCACUUUUGGAACAGCUCAUUCUUAAAAGUGACAAGGUAAUAAAUAUGUUAAUUUCUUACCCUCUGGCUUCUAAGAUUUGAUCAGUAAUUCUCUCUUCUAUUCACUCUACAUUUCCAUGUAAUUGAGAUAAUUAUAUCACAAUAACAACGUUCAACCGAUAACUUAAGUUUGUUGUCGUUUCCUAGUUACAGAUUAACGCAUUUAAAUCGCAAGGAGGAUGAAAUUGUUAGUCUACCUAAAAUAUAUCUUCAAUUAGUCUUGACCUCGGUGAACUUAACCUUUUUUACCCUGAGAACUUACAAACAGUUCUGUUGCUACUGUAAGGAAAAUUAUCCCGUUAACCCUAAUUUCACAUCAAGUAAUUUUUACGGAUCUUAAUAAAGCAAUGGUUGAUGGAUCAGCUUUUCCUAUUCAUGAACAUUAAUCCAAAAUAAUUUUCAUUUGACUUUUUUUUAAGUGCCGUUUUGUUAUUGCACUAUAAUUGCCUUUCAUUUACCGAUCGCAAUUUUCGAAUUGUUGCUUUUUCGUUCAUUAUUUCAUUUGUUCCCAUUCAGUUUUCUUUGGUUUCAUUCUAGUUUCCACUUGUCCUAACAUAGGUAUCGGUUUUAUUUAAUUUUUCAAUAGUUACUUUUGUUGUUAACGAUUUAGUUCGUGUUCGCAUUCUUUUUAAUAUAGUUUUCAUUCUUGGUAUUAGUUUGCACUCGUCUUAGUUUAAUGUUAAGUGGUUUAAUGUAGUUUGCACUUAUAUUAACAUGUUCUUCAUUUGUGUUAUUCUAGAUAGCACUUUUCCUAACACAGUUUUCAUUCGUUUUAGCAUCAGUCUACACUCACGUUAAUCUAGUUUUCAUUCACUUAUACCUCCACUUCUAUUGGAUCACUACUUCGGCCAUCUCCAAUGUUCUUAAUCCUUGUAACAAAAGCUCUUCAUCUUCGGUAAAUGUUCUACUGUCACCCAGUAAUGGAUAUCUGCUUCACCAUAGUCGGUCUUUUUUACUUCCUUCAUGGGAUCUCUCAUACCAAUAUCUAAUAUCUUGUCAACAAGUAAUGUGCCCCUUCUUCACUGUCUCUUCUCCUCUUUUCUAAGAAAUUCCUUCCUCGUUUCUAUUGUAUCACUUCACAUUUCUCAUGAUCAAUACUCUUUGAAACACAAAGUUGUCAUCUUCAGCAACUUUUGCCACCACAUAACGUGUAACCACUUAACACUAUUCUCUCCUCUUUACCGAACUUUUCUAACAGAUUCGCUCGGAGAUUAUUGCCACGUAUGCGUUAUGUGGCUUUUCCAACUUCAGCUCGAUCGGAAUUCAAAUUGGAGGUUUGGCUCCGUUAGCCCCGUCACGACGACAGGACUUGGCCACGGUUGCCUUACGUGCACUGGUUGCGGGUACAGUUGCUUGCUUGAUGACGGCAUGCGUUGCAGGUGAGAUUUGUAACGUAAAUCUUUUGUAAUUGCAUCUGUCCAAACAGAUACGUUCUGAAAUCAUUAGCACCUAUGCUCUUUGUGGGUUUGCUAAUUUGGCAUCCGUCGGGGUUGUGCUUGGAGGUCUGGGGCCCAUGGCUCCUAGUCGUGUACCGGACAUGUCCAAGAUAGCAAUCAGGACCCUUAUUGCUGGUACUGUUGCAUGUUUCAUGACUGCUUGUGUAGCAGGUGAGAUUUAUAAGUGUUAUUUCCGAUACACCGGAUUCAGUAAUCGAGAGUGAUUAGAAGGGCUAGUCAGACCUAAGGGAAACAUAGAGUGGUGCCUUUUUUUCAGCCAAUCACAGUACAUUGAAAGGAUGUCUUAAGAUAUAUUGUCAAAACUAAUCCGGGGUUGCACGUGCUUCUCUUCACUGUAUUCUCGUAUAGCGUGCUGUUCUUGGUCAAGAAAACUCGUCCCACCUUCCCAAUCAAUUAAAUGCCAAAACUCAAUCUAAUCACGACUUGAUCAUCAUUUGUGUUUUACCUCGCUUAAACCUUUGACUCUUAAAAGUGACUAGCAUUUAGUAUCUCCUUACAAUAUCACUCCUGAAUCAAAUGAUAAGUUCACGACAAUAAAGGAAAUGAUCAACUAAAUAAGCUCUUGAUUUUCAAAUAGACUCUCCUCGUCAGUACCAUGGGAAAGGUUAAGAGAACAGUAUGGAGAAUAUGCAUACUCAUGUUACCUGUUUGACUUUGUGGUCUCUGGCGAAUGGAUUUUGUUUGUAGUCAAACUUGGACACAUCUCUCUUUAUCCUUCCAAAUUUUGCUUUUACAUUGCUCAAAUUAAUGUUAUCAGUGAUUAAACCGUGACAUAUCUCCCUUUUUCUCCACAAUUUCUGUGCGAGAACAUGCAGAAAGGCUACCGUUUGGUACCCAAAAUCUACUCAUGUGCCAGUAAACAAUUAUUGAAGACGAAAUUCGAAAACGGAGAUAACGACAAAAUUAUGAAAUCGCGGGAUAGUCAAGAUAACACUUAUUAGCAGUUUGAGCAAUAUCCGACUACCUAGCACACAUUAAACCACUUAGGGAAUUCCUACCACAGCGUAAUGUGAUCAGGCAGUGUUUAUUGUUUGGUGAUUCUGUUUUCUUCUCACGUGGUUUCUUUCCAGGUGUCCUUUAUGAUGAGAGUUUGUACGAAGGUGUAGUGCAGAUAGCGACUGCAGCACCCAAUGCAACAGUUGCUCCAUAA
This is a messenger RNA of Pocillopora meandrina, 12923 nucleotides long. The record is from the annotation of a GenBank genome assembly. NCBI's taxonomy places the organism in Eukaryota, Metazoa, Cnidaria, Anthozoa, Scleractinia, Pocilloporidae.